CAGAGUCCCUCCCUCGCAGUAUUGAUUCCGCUCUCCGAUAUUCAUGUGUGCGGGUCCCAACUUCCCUGCUGGCCUUGAUAUUGGGCCUUCUACCGGAAAGACUGUGGACAGCCCGGACGAUCUUGAUCCGCAUUUUGGUGCUGCUGCUCAGAAGCAUGCUAUCGGGACGUAUGGCAUCGCCGGACGCGUGUGGGAGGCAUCCUAUGCUAUGCUCGCCUACUUGAACUAUCCUUCCGGAGAUGACCUGCUAGAAUUCGACCCACCGCCGUUUACGCUAUCGAACCCACAUUCGGAACCUCUGACCGUCGUCGAGUUGGGUUCGGGGACGGGGUUGGUAGCAUCUCGCGUCGCUGCACUGCUGAAGCCUGGACGGGACCUCCUCUACGCAACAGACCUCCCUGAGGUGUGUCCGCUCUUGGAGAAUAAUUUGCGAGAUUGUUCGACCGUGAUCGUUCGACCGCUCGGAUGGGGCAAUCGCGACGAUGCCGUUGCUAUCGCGUCUGAUCUUCAGCCCCGACCACCGAUGUCGGACAGUAGUCGUGUUGGUCACCGCAUCACGCACAUCAUUUGCAGUGAUCUAAUCUACUUCCCAGCACUCCUUGCACCUCUCCUUCGGACACUCCUGCAUCUAACCUCACCGCUAGUAUUGCCAUUCGACGAAGAAUCUCCCCUGCUCAUCAUAUCAUACAAGAUCCGCAGUCUCUCGAAAGAGACGCCCUUCUGGUCUGCCUUUGGGCUGUGGUUUUCCUUUUCACCAGUGCUACACAGGGUCAAGCGUAAAACCGGGAAACAUGAUACGCAUAUUGGAAAUGCUUGGACUCGCUUCCAACCACCCAUGGACAAUGAGGAGAUGUUUAUUUUCGCUGCUCGUCGUAGGCCGGAGUCUCACUCAUGGGCAAUCCCUGAGGAAGACGCGGAGCUUCUCAGAGGUGCUGGUGCUCGAGGAACCUCCGCAAGCAAAGUAGAUGACACGUUUGAGACUAUGCUACUGAUGUGGACCGGAUGUAGAUGAGGAUGAUUUAUCGCCAUGAAGAAGUAUUAAUAUGCACAACAUCAGUCUACAUCUGACGAGGGCCCUGCAUCCGACACAGGCUGCCCGAAAGCCGCCCUCGACGCUUCGGCUGCCACGAACUCGUCGCACUCGGCGCGACUCUUCUCCAUGUCC
Molecule: messenger RNA, 1165 nt
Organism: Laetiporus sulphureus 93-53
Lineage: Eukaryota; Fungi; Basidiomycota; Agaricomycetes; Polyporales; Laetiporaceae
Exons: 4
Coding region: 44-1012 (322 amino acids)
Biological process (GO): peptidyl-lysine methylation
Cellular component (GO): cytoplasm
Molecular function (GO): protein-lysine N-methyltransferase activity
Source: RefSeq, a predicted model, not a curated record